This is a messenger RNA of Bombyx mori (domestic silkworm), 2372 nucleotides long. Its product is annotated as bolA-like protein DDB_G0274169. The record is from RefSeq and is a predicted model, not a curated record. The transcript is spliced from 3 exons. Lineage: Eukaryota; Metazoa; Arthropoda; Insecta; Lepidoptera; Bombycidae. Gene Ontology annotation, cellular component: mitochondrion. The coding region runs from base 132 to 497 and encodes 121 amino acids.
AACUAUAAUUACUGUCAAAACCAGAAACAUUUCAAAAACAUUUGUAAAAGAAGAAAAAGUUUAUAAAACACAUAGGUACAUACAUACGUAACUAAUAAAUUUUAUUCUUAAAAUCGUAUCGUUUUAUAUCUAUGUUGAGAUUUUUUCAACACCGAACAAUCAGAAACAUGUCAUCCGCAUCAGGAAUAGUCGAAAGUACAAUAAGAAAUAAAUUAUUAACAAUUUUAGAAUCAAAGCAUGUCCAGGUGAUAAAUGAAUCCUACAUGCACAAUGUACCAAAAGGAGCUGAAACACACUUCAAAGUAGUAGUUGUUUCAGAAAAAUUUGAUGGUUUACCUCUUAUAAAAAGACAUCGUUUAGUCAAUGAACUAUUGGCAGAAGAACUUCAAAAUGGUGUACAUGCACUAUCAAUAGUAGCAAAAACACCUAAACAAUGGGAGGAAAGUGAUAAACUGGUUGAGAACAGUCCCAACUGUAGAGGAGGAUUUGGUAAAUAAACUACACUCGCGAGCAAAAGUUUGGAAUCACUUACUUGAAAUUGAUUCCGCGCGAUCUUGUGUACUAAAUAUUUUUUUGAUAAUCAUAAAAAUGAGAUCAUUUUAAAGGUUGAACUCUUAACUUUAAACUGAUACCAAAUUCAUUCAAAUCGAGCCAGUAGUUAAGGAGCUAUUCCGGAUUAAGUGAAGGAGGUAGGAAACAAAGGAAAUAUGGAAAAAUAAUGAAUGCAUAAAACAACAAAAAUUAAUAAAUAAAAAAUUUAUUUAGCCUUAAAAUUAAAUGUCAGUACUUUGUGUUCCCUUCCCUUGCCCUAAUAACUCCUCGAAGACGAUUCUUCAUAGACCUGAUCAGCUUUUGAAUUGAUUCUUGUGGGAUACCUUCCCACUUCUCAAUCAACGCCGAUUUCAGCUCAUUCAGGCAUGAAGGAGCAGAAGUUCUGGAACGAACCCUAUUCUUCAGUUCAUCCCACACGUGCUGAAUAUGAUUCAAGUCAGGGCUGAGCGCAGGCCAGUCCAAUGUGGCGAUAUAGACUUCUUCGAAGUAUUCAGUUGUUCCACGGGCAGUGUGACAACGAGCGUUAUCGUGCUUAAGGAGGAAGCGAUCACCGGCAUAUCCCGCAUAGGGAACGACAUGUUCCAGCAGAAUAUUGGAAAUGUACCCGUCCGAAGUUGACCGCCUCCUCGUCCCCCACCAGGCACGAAAACAAGCUCGGUUUUACCGUCGAAGGAAAUGCCGGCCCACAUCAUACAAGAGCCGACCCCAUAAGCCACUGUUUCAGCGAAACAGCACUGCGCAAAUCGCUCCCCAGGCCGCCUGCAGACCCAACCUCUUCGGUCGCUACCAUGCAAACACAUCCUGCUCUCGUCGGAGAACAGGAUUUGCCUCCAUUGCUCAACCUCUCAAUUAAGAUUGGUACGAGCAAAUUGAAGGCGUGCUUGUCGAUGAGCUACCGUGAGUUUCGGGCCUGUGACAGGCCUUUUUGGAGUCAGAUUCGCUUGCUUGAGUCGUCGACGAACUGUCUACUUGCUAGCUGCUACCCUACGAACAUCUCGGAGCUCCUGUUGGACGUCGACACCAGGUUAAUGCCGAUUUCGGAGAGAGGUUAACACGAUAAAACGGUCAUUCCUCUCCGAUGUGCCCCGGCGCCGUCCAGAUCUUGGUCUCGGGAUAAAGCUACCAGUCUCUUGAAAGCGCUUGCAAACUUUUGAAACACAGGAAUGGCUUAUUUGGAGCCGACGAGCGACAAUCCGCUGGCUGAGCUCUUCUUGCAAUAGGGCUACGAUUUGUGCUACUUCUGUAGGUGUUGUCCCAAUUGUCGUACAAGGUAAAGGGUCAAAAGUAGCCGAGAUAUGUACCAGUCAACGUGUGAAAGUCGACUGAUAAAGAAAAUCCGAUAACAGUUGCUUUUAUAGGGGUCAGUAGGCCGCAACUCGCGACGUAUCAAGCAAUUGAAACACGUCUUUUUCGUUAUUCCUUCACUUAAUCCAAGAUAACUUCUUAAAUACUGGCUUGAUUUUAAUGAAUUUGGUAUCAGUUUAAAGUUAGGAAUUCAACCUUUAAAAUGAUCUCAUUUUUAUGAUUAUCAAAAAAAUAUUUAGUACACAAGAUCGCGCGGAAUCAAUUUCAAGUAAGUGAUUCCAAACUUUUGCUCGCGAAUGUAUAAGUCAUCAAUGCUUUUGAUGUCACAUAGUUGAUCAAGCCUAGACCAAUUGUCUAGUUAUUAACUAAGAUAACAGAAAAAAUCUGUGGUUGUGUGUGGUGUAAAUUGUAUUGUGUGGUGUAAAGAUGGUUGUUACUACUAUGAUUUAAAAAGGUUAUUUAUAAUUAUUGAUUAUUAUUCAUUGUUGUGUUAAUAAAAUAAAAUAAAAUCCUUA